Ictidomys tridecemlineatus (thirteen-lined ground squirrel) is the source of this 3548-nucleotide messenger RNA. The record is from RefSeq and is a predicted model, not a curated record. Lineage: Eukaryota; Metazoa; Chordata; Mammalia; Rodentia; Sciuridae.
UGUAUUAAGUUUCUGUUAAUACAUGUUUGUCAGAUUCAACUCCAGCCACGGUUUCCCUGUGGAGGUCGAUUCUGACACCAGCAUCUUCCAGCUCAAGGAAGUGGUUGCUAAGCGACAGGGGGUUCCAGCUGGCCAGCUGCGUGUGAUUUUUGCAGGGAAGGAGCUCCAGAAUGACUUGACGGUGCAGAACUGCGACCUGGAACAGCAGAGCAUCGUUCACAUUGUGCAGAGACCAAGGAGGGGUCCGGAAGCAGACGCACCUGGAGGGGAUGAGCCUAGAACCGUCUUGGGAGGCCCUGAGAGGGAGCCCAGGAGCUUGACGCGGGUGGACCUCAGCAGCUCCGUGCUGCCGGCGGACUCGGUGGGGCUGGCUGUGGUUCUGGACACUGGCAGCAGGAGAGACUCGACAGCAGCCAGAGGCCCAGGUAGACCGACCUACAAUAGCUUUUACGUGUACUGCAAAGGCCCCUGUCAAGGGGUGCAGCCGGGGAAGCUCCGAGUUCGGUGUGGCACCUGCAGGCAAGCCACACUCACCUUGGCCCAGGGUCCAUCUUGCUGGGAUGACGUCUUAAUUCCAAAUCGAAUGAGUGGCAAAUGCCAAUCUCCAGGCUGCCCUGGGACCAGAGCGGAAUUUUUCUUCAAAUGUGGAGCACACCCAACCUCCGACAAAGAAACCUCAGUAGCUCUGAACCUGAUCACAACCAACAGCCGGGAUAUCUCCUGCAUAACCUGCACGGACACCAGGAGCCCUGUCCUGGUUUUCCAGUGCACCCACCGCCACGUGAUCUGCCUAGACUGCUUCCACCUCUACUGCGUGACCAGGCUCAACGACCGGCAGUUCCUCCAUGACCCUCAGCUCGGCUACUCCCUGCCGUGUGUGGCUGGCUGUCCCAACUCCUUGAUUAAAGAGCUCCACCACUUCAGGAUUCUUGGAGAAGAGCAGUACAACCGGUACCAGCAGUAUGGUGCGGAAGAGUGCGUGCUGCAGAUGGGGGGCGUGCUGUGCCCCCGCCCGGGCUGUGGAGCCGGGCUCCUGCCCGAAGCAGGCCAGAGGAAGGUCACCUGUGAAGCGGGCAACGGCCUGGGCUGCGGGUUCGUCUUUUGCCGGGACUGUAAGGAGGAGCACCACGAGGGAUCCUGCAGCACCCUGCUUGAAGCCUCGGCAGCAGCUAAACAGGCCUACAGGGUGGAUGAGAGAGCCGCAGAGCACGCGCGCUGGGAAGAGGCCUCCAAGGAAACCAUCAAGAGGACCACCAAGCCGUGCCCUCACUGUGGGGUGCCCGUGGAAAAGAAUGGAGGAUGCAUGCACAUGAAGUGUCCGCAGCCCCAGUGCCGGCUCGAGUGGUGUUGGAACUGCGGCUGCGAGUGGAACCGCACCUGCAUGGGCGACCACUGGUUCGACGUGUAGCAGGCGCCGUGGGCACUGGGCCCUGGCCACGCCCUCCUCUCGGAAGCACCCAGCGCCCUGCCUUCAUCGUCUAGUUCACGUUUCUCUAAACACAUCUCACACACAUACACACACUCACACACACACACACACACUCACACACACACACACACACACACACACACACACACUCACACACGAGAACACAGGCUUCAAGGUCUCUCCACGAUCACAAAAGCAAAAUGAUAGAGAAAGCUGCUGGAUCUCUUUUACUACAUCCAUGAAAAACAGCAGAGCCAAUCCCAACACCAGCAAGAGGUAUUUCCAGGCCUUAGAACUACGCCCAGAGUAAACUGCAGCCCGUCUGUUCUGAACAGAUCCUUCUUGCGUGGAUUCAAGUCAGGCUGGCUCGCACAGGGAGCCAGUCUCCAGAUUCGUUUCCUGCAUUGUACUUUCAACCAACACGGUGGAGGAGCCCCUGGCAAGGUGGGGACAGCUCCUGGGGACUGUCGCCUGAGGGGCCUCUGCAAGGUGGACUGAGGGACUCUCAGAACUGAGUUCCUGGCUUUCAGAGCAACAUUCAACAUUUAACUUUUCAGAGAGCAGGCAGUCCUCAAAAAACCCCAGGCAGUAGUAAAAGAUAUGUGUUUAUCCCUAAGAAUUCUAUCUUUAUAAAUUGUGCUGAUGAAAUAUCAACUAUGCACAAAUCAGCUUGUCAACUAAGUGAGAAAUUAUGAAAGCCAAUUUGAAUGUUGAAUGUUUAAAUCACAGGGAAGAAAGCAACACUUAAUGUGCUUUCAUUCCAUUUAAUUAUUUGCUACUUUAGAAAGAAAUCGCUUAUCUGAAAAUAUUACAAAAUCUAUCGUUUGAUUUUUAAGUAUUCAUUUUGCAGCUUGGAAAUUAGCUUGUGCAUUUGGCAUUACUGUAAAUUUAAUGAAUAAAGGGCUAUAAAGGAGACAUUUUCAAAAACCAUUUCAUAGUGAUAUUGAAUGCUAACAAAAGUGCAGGUUAUUAAGUAGAAUCUUUAAAGAAAGAGCCUUUCCAAGGCGUCCAGAUGAAAGCAUUUCUGACCCUCUUCAUGAGAAGGGUGCAGGCCCCAUGCGUCCCCACUCUCCCUCCACUGCUGCCCCAGGGAGCCAUGCAUGGGCGGCCGGCUCCCGCAAGGAGAGUUCUUUGCGUAGGACAAUAAACUCACUUAUUCCUCAGGUUACCUGCAUCAAAUUUGAGUGUUGGUCAGAUUUUCAACUUUUCUCUUUUGGAGGCAAUGCAACACAUCAAAAAAAAUUUUUUUUUCUCUAGAUACUGUGAGACACAUUUCCUAUGGCAAAAAUGGAGGUGAGAAAACACAAGAGCUGCCUGUCGACAGCUCCUCGGGAAGACCAUGAAUGUACCUGAGGGCAAAGGAGUGCUGGCACAGGGAGGCCCUUCUGGGUUUGGGGAGCUGGAAAUUCUAAACUGGUCACCAGUCCUCUCCUCCUAGGUGGCUCUCUGUGGUCCUUCCGAGGUCACGACCCGAGGAGCUUCUUUCAUGCUCCAGGGAGCAUUCUGCCCUCCACCCCUCGCGGGUACUGUGCCGGGACAAGACAGGGCAAUGACGUCCAUGUGCACAGCUGCUCCAGCAUGUUCAAGCCACAGGGAGGUCCGUGGCCGUGCUGAGCCCCGACCACAAUCAGGACACAUGUCACUGACAAUCCCAGCCAAUUGCAGCUCCUUGCGCCAACUCAGGGUGACACCCCAGAUGGCAUCGCCUGUCCUGUGGCACAUGGGGCACUUUGUAUCAGUCUUAGCUUUUUCUUUGUGAUGCUCUCAUUAUUGCUUCUUCCAAAUCCACGUAGUGUGUUGGGUUUGCCACCGCGAGUUGCAGGUACCGUAGCAGCCCCUGGAGCUGUUCAGCUGUCAAGCAUGGUCUCCUUUGUGGUUAUUUUUUUUUCCAGAAUAGAAUAGUGAUUCUUAAAAUAACUUAAAGGAAAAAUAGGCACUGAGUAUGAACAUGAAUCACAAUAUUAUUUGAACACGAAUACUGUAAUAAAAUAUAGCACAAGAAUGGAAGUAAGAUCUUUGCAAAAAAAAUCUUUAUUUUUCUCUGAAAUGUGUUAAGAAAUAUCUGACAGGUAUGUCUACAAGUGUGCUUAAUUGUCAAUAAAAGUAUCCUAAGAGCUCU